Colletotrichum truncatum is the source of this 1791-nucleotide messenger RNA. RefSeq names its product cyclopentanone -monooxygenase. Lineage: Eukaryota; Fungi; Ascomycota; Sordariomycetes; Glomerellales; Glomerellaceae. Gene Ontology annotation, molecular function: oxidoreductase activity. The record is from RefSeq and is a predicted model, not a curated record.
AUGGGUUCCAUCGACCAAAUAGAUAAGAGCCGACUCAACGGCCACAAUAAUCUUUUCAACGAAAAUGACCAUAUUUCAAAAACAGAAAUGGAUUACGAUGUGCUCAUCAUCGGCGGUGGUUUUGGCGGCGUUUACGCACUCCACCAGCUCCGCAAGCUCAACUUCCGCGCUCACAUUGUCGAAGCAGGCGCCGCAUUAGGUGGUGUUUGGCAUUGGAAUAGUUACCCUGGCGCUCGCGUUGACUCCGAGGAACCCUACUACCAGCUCUCCAUUAGGGAGGUAUGGAAGGACUGGACAUGGUCACAGCGCUUCCCUGACCACAGCGAGAUCAAGCGGUACUUUCACCACAUUGACAAGGUCCUCAGCAUAUCAAAGGAUGUCAGUUACAACACAGCAGUUGUAGGCGCCGAUUUCAAUGAGAAAACAGGCCUGUGGACGAUUACAACAGCCACAGACAAGAAGAUCACGGCAAAAUAUCUGGUUGCCGCUACAGGAAGCUCGUAUAAGCGCUACGAGCCCAGCUUCACCAAUUUGAAGUCCUUCACAGGAACGGUGAUACACCCAGCCGCUUGGCCAGACUCGGAUAUCGAUUUCCGGGGCAAGAGAGUGGCUAUUGUUGGUGCAGGUGCCACGGCCGUUCAGUGCGUCCAGGAAAUUGCGAAGAAACAGGACGUUGAGUUAACGGUGUACAUCCGGAACCCCAACAUCGCGCUACCUAUAGUUCAACGUGAUACAACAGAUCUUGAGCAGCAAGCACUCAAGUCUAUGUAUGGGAUACUGUUCAAGAAAGCCCGGGAAAGCACCUUAGGCAUGCCGUACGAAGUUACAACGAAGUCGUCGUCAGAGGUAUCUGCAAAAGAGAGAGAGGCAUACUUCGAGGAGUUGUGGCAGCGUGGGGCGUUCAAUUUUCUGGGGGGCAACUACACGGAUUUUCUUGUAGAUGAGACUGCGAACAGAAUGGCCUAUGAAUUCUGGGCCAAGAAGACAAGGCCUAGAGUCCGGGACCCAGAGAAGAGGGCCAUAGUCGUUCCUGACGAACCGCCGUACCCCUUCUCUACGAAGAGAAGCAGCCUUGAGCACGACUAUUACGAAUGUCUCGAUCAAGACAACGUCACCAUCGUGGGACUCAAAAACAAUGCCAUACGUGAGUUUACUCCACGAGGCAUCAUAACAGAGAACGGAGUGGAAAGGGAGCAUGAUAUUGUUGUGCUUGCCACAGGAUACGACAACUGUACAGGCAGCCUGACAAGCAUGGGUCUUCGCGGAAAGGAUGGAAUCGAUAUGAAGGAUCGUUGGAAAGAUGGUGUGUGGACUUAUCUUGGCCUAAUGGCCGGCGGGUGCCCAAAUAUGUUCAUGGUUUAUGGGCCUCAAGCCCCCACAGCGCUGACAAAUGCGCCACCAUUUAUCGAACAACAGGUUGACAUUAUUGCAGAGUUCUUAGCCAAACUCCGCAAGGAGAAGGUCAAAUCUAUUGAGCCACGUCUAUCUGCCCAGAAGCAAUGGAAGGAACUGGUUCUGGCGCUAAAUGACGCAACGCUAUUCUCCAAGAGCGAGACGUCAUGGUAUGUUGGUGCUAAUAUCCCUGGCAAGAAAAGGGAACCGCUUAACUACCUGGGCGGUAUCCCUUCCUAUGUCAAAGCCUGUAGGGAGGGUACUAAGGACUGGGCGAAUUUCGAAGUGACCAUGGCAGAUGGAAGUAGGUGCGGUAUUGACAACAUGGCAAUCAACCGGCCAGACGGAACCAGUAACUCCACAAGAAAAGUGGUUGCAGCAUUUCCACCUAGCUUUUAA